AUGUCGCAAGUUGUGCGUGAUAUCAGCGAAAGAUUCGAGAUAGUUUUGGCGUCGUCUUCGCCACGGCGCCAUGAAAUAGUCUCACAAGUGAUGGGCUUCUCUAACGUUCGAUUGAUGAAGCCCAGUUUUGAAGAGAAUCUUGAUAAAGCAUUGUAUGUGGACAACCCGGUGGGCUAUGUCCAUGAUACUAGCAGGGAAAAGGGAUUAGGGAUUGUCAAGGACUUGAUCAAAGAGCACAAUGAGCUGGUUUCCAACCAGAAACCUAAAAUCGUUAUUUGUGCAGACACGAUUGUGAUCGAUGGUGACAACAAGAUCUACGAAAAGCCGCAGGAGUCGGAAAAACAAUUGGACAACCUACUCGGUUUCCGAGAUAGUGACUCGCCUUUGCGAGUAACCACAAGUGUGAGUUUGAUCAAGUGGCAGGGUCCGGAUGAUUACAAGUUCUCGCAAUUCGAAGAGACAUCCGAGCUUUACUUCGAUCCGGAAUUUCCGCUGGCAAUUGUGAACGAUUACGUGGACUCCAAAGACGCAUUGGAUGUGGCUGGCGGAUUCAAAGUGCAAAGCUUUGGUGGAGCGAUGAUCAGCAAGAUAAACGGCGAUUUUUUCAACGUUGUGGGUUUGCCUUUGAACAAGACUUUCAAACAGAUUUAUGAUAUGGCGUUUCCUCUGGAGCAGUGA
Molecule: messenger RNA, 678 nt
Organism: Lachancea sp. 'fantastica'
Lineage: Eukaryota; Fungi; Ascomycota; Saccharomycetes; Saccharomycetales; Saccharomycetaceae
Source: the annotation of a GenBank genome assembly